Molecule: messenger RNA, 872 nt
Organism: Spodoptera frugiperda (fall armyworm)
Lineage: Eukaryota; Metazoa; Arthropoda; Insecta; Lepidoptera; Noctuidae
Exons: 5
Coding region: 136-837 (233 amino acids)
Source: RefSeq, a predicted model, not a curated record
GGAUUUGAGCGUUGAACGAAGUUCUCUCGCAAAAAAGCCAGUCUUGAUUCGCGUGGCGAAAUUUCCUCCUUUUUGCUGGCAACACCGCUGCACUGGUGGACUUAUUGGUUCGUUUCACGUCAACAGUAAAACGCGAUGGCGAGAACACAUUUGGCAUUCACAUUACUGAUUUUAGCAGUACUAGAAGUUUCUCUCGGGGAUAACAAAGGGAAACACGCUGUAAACCCUAAAAGGCGGAAUGAAAUAGUCGAAGAAACAUUUUUAGAACAAAAAGAUAUUUUACUAAAUAUGUUAGAAUCAAAACUCAAAGAAGUAAGAGACAAAAAGAAGAAAAAGGAUGACAAUGAUUUCCAUGUCAAUAGCAACAGGACUUUGGAGAACGUUGAUGUGAAAGUGAAAGUAAACGGUAUCAGCGCUAUUGGAGACGCCAAUGUGGCACUCAAGUAUGGAGUUGGUAAAGGAUCAAUUGAUUUGGAGGGUGACGGAAUUUUCAACAUAGGGAAGGUACGCAUGGCUUUGGGCAUCGGAGAGACUAUCCAAAUACCUGGCUUGAACAGCUUGUUCAUUGAUGUUGGACACAAAAACCACUCAAUCAACACCGUCGUAGCCCCAAACGAAGACGCAGCUAACAAUAAUACUCGUCGAAGUGAAAAUGUAAUCACUAAUCCUGAUCCUGCUUCUAAUACGACAAUUGGCAAUGUACAAGGAAAUUUGAACUCUAGUGUAAUCGAAAAUAUAGUUGCAAAUGAUACAUUUCUAUCUUUGAAAGCAGCUCCAAGUAAGAGUACACUUGUUACUUCGGCAACUGUAGCUAAAGUUAGUAAAGAUGGUGUUUAGUUUUUAUUCAGUGGUAAUAAAGAAUUAUUUGAGAA